Messenger RNA from Triticum aestivum (bread wheat), 2387 nucleotides. Its product is annotated as wall-associated receptor kinase 2. The transcript has 3 exons. Gene Ontology annotation, molecular function: protein serine/threonine kinase activity; ATP binding; calcium ion binding. Gene Ontology annotation, cellular component: plasma membrane. Lineage: Eukaryota; Viridiplantae; Streptophyta; Magnoliopsida; Poales; Poaceae. Gene Ontology annotation, biological process: cell surface receptor signaling pathway; protein phosphorylation. The record is from RefSeq and is a predicted model, not a curated record. Bases 32 to 2098 code for a protein of 688 amino acids.
GUGAGAGAGCCAGGAUCGACCGAGAGUAGUGAUGUCGAGGACAUUUCAGUUGCUGCUAGUUCUUGCACUAGUAGGAAUAGUUAGAGUGGGUGGUUCCCGCGCUCAUAAGAACGUCACCCACGGCCCGCACAGCUGCGGCGGCGUGGAUGUCCCCUACCCGUUCGGCAUCGUGGAGGAUGGCGGCGGUGGCGACUUCCGCACUGGGUUCCAUGUCAUGUGUGACGCCGGUGAGCCGGUACUGCACACCACCGGCGGUGACGGAAAGCCCAUUAAGAUCGGCAACUUCUCCAUCAGGAUGGCGGAGGUCCGCGUGUGGCUGCCCGUAGCGUGGCAGUGCUACGACUCCUCCGGCAACGUGAGUGGGUCAGACUACAAUCCCCUAGAGUUCAACGACGAGGGCGUGUACCGCAUCUCCCACGCCAGGAACAACCUCUUUGUUCUGGGCUGCGAAACCACGGGCUACCUCGGGAGCCAGCCGGACCAGGGCUCCGGCGAAAGCAGGUCUUACGCCCAGUUCACCGGCUGCCUCAGCUACUGCAACAACUCCCAGAGCGCGGCGAGCGGUGCCUGCUCCGGGGUAGGCUGCUGCCACGUAGAAAUUCCGCCGGACCUCCUUGGCAACUGGGUGGCCUUCGUUAUCUACGACCACAGGAAUAAGGUCAACUUCAGCCCCUGCGAUUACGCGUUUGUGGCGGAGAAGAAGCAUUACAGCUUCAACACCACCGACCUCAAGAGGGCACUGCGCGGGACCACCUGGGAGAUGCCGGUGGUCCUCGACUGGGCCAUCCGCGACAGCCCCACCUGCAAGUUGGCCAGGAAGAAGAAGGAAGGGUACGCCUGCAAAAGCUCCAACAGCCGCUGCCUCGAUUCUACCAACGGACCUGGGUACAUCUGCAACUGCCGACGGGGCUACGAGGGCAACCCCUAUAAUGAGCGUGGCUGUACCGAUAUAAAUGAGUGUGAGCAUCUUGACCACUAUCCUUGCAAGGGAGACUGCGAGAACAAAGAAGGUUCUUACGAAUGCACAUGCCCCAAGCACACAAAUAGUGCUAAUCCCUUCAAAGAACGUUGCAGCCAAAAUUUACCACUCGGAGCAAAGAUCAUCGUAGGUUCCAUAGGGGGUCUUUUCAUCAUAGCUAUUAUGGUGUUCUUGUGGCUUCUUCACAAAGAGAAAAGAAGGAUGAGAGACAAUUUUGAAAAGAAUGGGGGACCUAUAUUGGAAAAGAUCAAUAAUAUAAAGCUAUUCAAUAAGGAAGAUAUAAGGAAAAUUCUGAAAAAUAAGAAACUUCUCGGAAAUGGUCACUUUGGUACGGUUUCCAUGGGGCACACUGAGGAUAAACAAGUGGUCGCUGUGAAAGAACCCAUCAAUCGCAAAUCACCAAAUGACCAAUUUGUAAAUGAGAUCAUCAUUCAGUCUAGAGUCAUUCACAAAAACAUUGUCAAGCUCAUAGGUUGUUGCCUACAAUUUAAAGUCCCAACUUUGAUCUAUGAGUUUGUGCCCAAUGGCAGCCUCGACGAUAUUCUUCAUGGCAAGAACCAUAUGCCUCUAAAGUUGGGUCUACGUCUACAAAUUGCUGCAGAAUCAGCAGAAGGUCUAGCUUAUAUGCAUUCAAAAACAACUACAACAAUCCUCCAUGGUGAUGUUAAACCAGCUAAUAUACUUUUGAAUGAAAAGUUUAUGCCGAAGAUCUCAGACUUUGGCAUAUCAAGGUUAAUGGUCACUGGUAUGCAAAUGCAACACACUGGAUGUAUCAUUUUUGACAAGGCUUAUGUUGAUCCAGUAUAUAGGAAAACUCAACAAUUGACCACCAAGAGUGAUAUCUAUAGUUUUGGAGUUGUGCUCUUGGAGCUCAUUACAAGAAAGAAAGCCUCUCAUUCUGACAACAACUUACUCGGGAACUUUCUUGAUACCUACACAAAGGACAAGUCUGUGACCGAGCUCCUGGAUAAGGAACUUGGAGAGGAUGAUCAAGAAAUUUUUGGUCAUUUAAUAGGGAUGAUUAUGCAAUGUAUAAAUCUUGACGUCAAUCAGAGACCAGAGAUGACCGAUGUCGCUGAGCGUCUUCAUGAUAUGGUGAAGAGGUUAAAUAAUAAAUAGGAUGAUCUACCAAAUGAUCAUGUGGUUUCACCGCAAGUUGAUGCAUGUUCCAGUUGAGAGACAAACAUAGAGGAAAUGAGCAUGCAUGUAACACUUAUAUGCUUAUUGUGGGCUAUACUUGUAUUGAUACAAAAUUUCCUGAAGUACAAGUAUGAUAGGUUACCCGAGAGAUGAUGUAACUAAUUAGAAUGGUUCUCUUCCAUAUGUAGAAGAGGAGAUAUAUACUUGGGCCCGAAUAAAUGUUACUCCCUCCGUAAACUAAUAUAAGAGCGUUUAGAAUACUAAAGUA